Recurvomyces mirabilis is the source of this 1371-nucleotide messenger RNA. RefSeq lists its product as uncharacterized. The transcript has a single exon. Bases 1 to 1371 code for a protein of 456 amino acids. Gene Ontology annotation, molecular function: zinc ion binding; DNA binding. The record is from RefSeq and is a predicted model, not a curated record. Lineage: Eukaryota; Fungi; Ascomycota; Dothideomycetes; Mycosphaerellales; Teratosphaeriaceae. Gene Ontology annotation, biological process: DNA-templated transcription.
AUGUACGCCUUAGCAGCACGUCACGUAUCCACGAACUGGCCCGAUCACGAUGAGAUAGACAAAGGAGAGCCAUAUCUAGCACAAGCUAAGAUAUUGCUUCUUGCUGAGCUUAGCGAGAAGAAGCCAAGGAUCACAACGAUCCAGGGCUUGCUGACCUUGUCCGGGCGCCAGUGUGCAGUCGGUAACAUAUCAGAGGGCUGGACGUACGCCGGUAUGGCCUUUCACAUGCUCACAGAUGCUGGUCUACAUCUAAGCCUCCAGAAGCAGAUGCUGGACGCAGAGCUCACAGCGGCAGAAGUAGAAGUCCGGCGACGAGUCUAUAUGGCUGCCUUCACCUGGGACAAGACCCUCAGCCUAUGUCUUGGGAGGCCUCCCCUGAUCUUGAACCUGCCCACAACAUUGGCAGAGAUUCUCGAUGACUCGGAAGAUCAACACAUGUGGAUUCCACCCAACUACCCGGCUUAUCCUCCAAUGCCCUCCUAUGUUACCGUCUGCUUCCAGCAUUUCUGCAGUCUGAGUGUCAUCGUACCGUUAGUGUUCACCAAUCUAUCGUUGGCGAAUCAGAAUCUUCUACAAUCUCAUCAUACAGAAAUUUUGCAACGUCGACUUCACGAUUGGUAUGAUCGCUUACCAGCGUUCCUCAAGCUUGGGAAGCUGAACUUACAUAUAUGCCCACCGAUACACAUCUUGGGCUUGAAUCUACUAUACCACACUUUGCAGAUUCUCACGACGCGAUCUAGCAUCGCCCGAAGUGGUGAGCCUGGUAUACGGAGGAUAGCGAUGCGAUCCUGUGUAGAGCAGGCGGAGAUUAUGCACAAGCUGUUCAAUCUAUGUGGAGCGACCUUCGAAUGGUCGAAUAUGACAUAUCUGGUCACCUACUGCGUAUACACUGCAGCUAUGAUUGAUGUGAAUGAGAUGUCCUCACCUAGCGUGGCAGCCAGAGAGAGAGCGACCGUACGACUCGGAGUAGCUUUACGCUUGCUAGAAGGCGAAGUCAGACAGACACCCGGUGUCAGAAGCAGUAUCGACAUUAUCAAGCGCCGUUUAGUGAGCAGUGUCAGUGCAUCGGGUGCAGUCACCCCGGAGCGGCACGCUAUGGAGAUUGAUGCCCAGACGACUGCCACAUAUGAUGGCAACGCGAUGGCACGAGUUCAGCCGAUCCUGGGACUGGAGACACCAGUGUCGCGAAUCGACCUCCCCUUGCCCAAAGAUCAAGUGACACAGCCUGUUCCAAACACCGCUCAACCCGAUGAUCGCAAUGAAUUCGACCACUUUGCUGAUUUAUGGAGCAUUGGCCUCGAUGAUCUCGAGGUAGGAUUUCAGCCAGACUCAUUCGCGUGGAACAUGGACGAGGGUCUGCACACGGUCUGA